Messenger RNA from Aspergillus fumigatus Af293, 306 nucleotides. RefSeq lists its product as uncharacterized. The record is from RefSeq and is a predicted model, not a curated record. The transcript is spliced from 2 exons. Bases 1 to 306 code for a protein of 101 amino acids. Lineage: Eukaryota; Fungi; Ascomycota; Eurotiomycetes; Eurotiales; Aspergillaceae.
AUGGAGAAGAUAUCAAAAGAGCGGGAGGGGGAAUGGGACUGGGGAGAGCGAGUUGCAAAAGCCGGCUGUGCUGUUAGUCGACUUUUGGUGUGGACUAAAGAGAGGUACUUUGGUGCUAACUACACACUUUACCAGGGACUGUACUUCGUAUGGGUAUUGUCACCUAGGUAUGAAGCACCGAUGCAGAAUACUGAGCCGGAGCAGUGGAUCCUGGGUAAAGGUCUGGAAGACUGGAAUGGGAUGGUGGAGAAAAGAGGGGCAGCCAUGACCGAUCAUUGGAGACUGGACAGGCCACCCAUGCUUUAG